UGCCCUGGCGGCGGCGGCGGCGGUUGGCCGGUGGGGGCUGGGAGAAGCGCGAUCCUGGCUGCCGGCGCAGCUGGAACCGGCAGUUCCCGGGGCCAAGCGGCGGCUCCAGAGCUGGGAGCUUGCCCCGGGCUGGGCGGAGCAGGCGAUUGCAGCUGGAGCCCCGGGAGCGCUGGCGACGGCGGCGUUUCAGUGGAGCAAGUGCCGGGGGCUGAGAUUCCACGGCGGCCACGGCGGCUGCGGCCGAGAUACAGAAUUAACACUUGGAGUCUGGAGAAGCAUUUUGUACAAAUUGAAAGACUGGGCUUUCUCUUUAGUUUUCCAGAUGUAUUGUCUUAUCUGCAUACUUGAAAGAUCCACAAUCACAUAAACUCUAGUUUUAACCAUGGAGUUGUGUGACCCAUCAAGAUAGAGAAAAACUGCAGCUGAGCUUGGGGACCAGGCAAUUUUUCACCAGUUCGACAAUUAAACUAAUAGAUUCUCUGCCGAUCUUCAAGAAUAAAGAACCAAAUAAAGUCAUGCACAUUCUAUUGACACAUGGACCCUGUGGCUGUUGAAUUUUACCAUAACUUGUUACUCUGUCAUUCAAAGUUAACUUAAUAUGCCCGUUACGUCCUAAUGGAUGUAAAGACCUGUUGAUGUAUCCCGAUUUUAGCAAAUGUUGAAGAUACAAACCCUAUUAUGACCAAUCCUUGGGAAGAGAAAGUCUGCAAAAUGGCUCAGACGAGUUUACUGCAGGGGAAGCAGUUUUACUGUAGGGAGUGGGUUUUCCACAAGCUUCAGCACUGCCUCCAGGAGAAGACAAACUGCUGCAACAGCGCCGUCACCACGCCGCCCCUCUCAGUGAACCCUGGGAGUAACGCCAGUGCUGCCUCUGGAAAAGGGGCUGCCUGGGGGGUGCUGUUGGUAGGGGGGCCCGGAAGUGGCAAGACAGCCCUGUGCACGGAGCUCUUGUGGCCAAGUUCGCCUACAGGCCUGCAGAGAGGUUUGCAUCGCCAGGCCUUGGCCUUCCAUUUCUGCAAAGCCCAGGACGCGGACACGCUGUGCGUCGGAGGCUUCAUCAGAGGCCUCGUGGCCCAGAUCUGCCACAGCGGGCUGCUCCAGGGCUACGAGGACAAGCUGAGGGACCCGGCGGUCCAGAGCCUCUUGCAGCCCGGGGAAUGCGAGAGGAACCCAGCGGAAGCGUUUAAAAGGUGCGUCCUGCUGCCGCUUCUGGGAAUGAAGCCGCCCCCGCAGAGCCUCUACCUGCUCGUGGAUUCUGUUGACGAAGGCUGUAACGUCACUGAAGGGGAACAGACGUCCUCCAGCUUAUCUGGGACUGUGGCGGAGCUCUUAGCUGGUCACCACGAGUUCUUCCCACCGUGGCUGUUGCUUCUCUGCUCUGCCCGAAAACAGAGCAAGGCUGUCACUAAGAUGUUUACCGGUUUUCGAAAAAUAAGUCUAGAUGACCUUCGGAAGGCAUACAUUGUUAAGGAUGUUCAACAGUACAUUCUUCAUCGCUUGGAUCAAGAAGAAGCUUUGCGACAACACCUCACAAAAGAAACCGCAGAGAUGUUAAAUCAACUGCACAUUAAAAGCAGUGGGUGCUUUCUCUAUCUAGAACGUGUUCUAGAUGGAGUUGUAGAAAAUUUUAUUAUGUUACGAGAGAUCCGUGACAUCCCAGGAACUCUGAAUGGUCUGUAUCUCUGGCUGUGUCAAAGGCUUUUUGUGAGAAAGCAGUUUGCAAAAGUUCAGCCUAUUUUGAAUGUGAUUCUUGCAGCCUGCCGACCUUUGACCAUAACGGAAUUAUAUCAUGCAGUGUGGACCAAAAAUAUGUCACUAACCCUGGAAGACUUUCAACGCAAGUUAGACGUCCUCUCCAAACUUCUCGUUGAUGGACUAGGAAAUACUAAAAUACUGUUUCACUAUAGUUUUGCAGAGUGGCUUCUAGAUGUGAAACACUGCACUCAGAAGUAUUUAUGUAACGCAGCAGAAGGACACAGAAUGUUGGCCAUGAGUUAUACCUGUCAAGCCAAGAAUUUAACACCAUUGGAAGCACAGGAAUUUGCAUUGCACUUAAUUAAUUCAAACUUACAGCUGGAGACAGCUGAGUUGGCUCUGUGGAUGAUAUGGAAUGGCACACCUGUCAGAGACUCCCUGUCGACAUUAAUACCCAAGGAACAAGAAGUGCUACAGCUGCUGGUGAAGGCCGGUGCUCACGUGAACAGUGAGGACGAUCGCGCCUCCUGCAUAGUCCGCCAGGCCUUAGAACGAGAGGAUUCCAUUCGGACCUUGUUAGAUAACGGAGCUUCGGUGAACCAGUGCGACUCCAAUGGGAGAACGUUACUAGCUAAUGCUGCGUACAGCGGCAACCUCGAUGUGGUGAAUUUACUUGUCUCUAGGGGGGCAGAUUUAGAGAUCGAAGAUGCCCACGGACACACGCCACUGACCCUCGCUGCCAGGCAAGGACACACCAAGGUGGUUAAUUGCCUGAUUGGGUGUGGAGCAAACAUCAACCACACUGAUCAGGAUGGCUGGACGGCACUGAGGUCUGCUGCCUGGGGCGGUCACACCGAGGUGGUGUCUGCGCUGCUUUACGCCGGCGUCAAAGUGGACUGUGCAGACGCUGACAGCCGGACAGCUUUGAGAGCAGCAGCGUGGGGUGGCCACGAGGACAUCGUGCUGAAUCUGCUGCAACAUGGUGCUGAAGUAAACAAAGCGGAUAACGAGGGCAGGACCGCUCUGAUCGCAGCAGCGUACAUGGGGCACAGAGAGAUCGUGGAGCACCUCCUGGACCACGGAGCAGAAGUGAACCACGAGGACGUGGACGGCAGGACCGCGCUCUCUGUAGCUGCGCUUUGUGUGCCUGCCAGUAAAGGGCACGCGUCGGUCGUCAGCCUUCUGAUCGACCGAGGUGCUGAGGUGGACCACUGCGAUAAAGACGGCAUGACUCCUCUGCUGGUGGCCGCCUAUGAAGGGCAUGUCGACGUGGUUGACUUGCUCCUGGAGGGGGGAGCAGAUGUGGACCACACAGACAACAAUGGUCGCACACCCCUCUUGGCGGCCGCUUCUAUGGGCCAUGCCUCCGUUGUGAACACACUUUUGUUUUGGGGUGCGGCCGUGGACAGCAUUGAUAGCGAAGGCAGGACAGUCCUCAGCAUAGCCUCAGCCCAAGGGAAUGUUGAGGUGGUACGUACUCUGCUGGAUAGAGGGUUAGAUGAGAACCACAGAGAUGAUGCUGGGUGGACACCUUUGCACAUGGCAGCUUUUGAAGGUCACAGAUUAAUAUGUGAAGCGCUUAUUGAACAAGGUGCUAGAACAAAUGAGAUUGAUAAUGAUGGACGAAUACCUUUCAUAUUAGCUUCACAAGAGGGUCAUUAUGAUUGUGUUCAGAUCCUGUUAGAAAAUAAGUCCAGUAUCGAUCAAAGAGGUUAUGACGGCAGGAAUGCACUGCGAGUUGCUGCCUUAGAAGGACACAGGGACAUUGUUGAGUUGCUUUUUAGCCAUGGAGCCGACGUUAACUACAAAGAUGCUGAUGGCAGGCCUACCCUUUAUAUUUUGGCCUUAGAAAACCAACUAACAAUGGCUGAGUAUUUUUUAGAAAAUGGUGCAAAUGUAGAAACAAGUGAUGCUGAAGGAAGGACGGCACUUCACGUUUCCUGCUGGCAAGGCCACCUGGAAAUGGUGCAGCUGCUGAUAACCUACCACGCUGACGUCAACGCUGCGGACAAUGAAAAGCGAUCUGCGCUGCAGUCCGCGGCCUGGCAGGGCCACGUGAAGGUGGUGCAGCUGCUGAUUGAGCAUGGUGCCGUGGUCGACCACACCUGCAAUCAGGGUGCGACCGCACUCUGCAUCGCGGCCCAGGAAGGGCACAUCGACGUCGUGCAGGUUCUCCUAGAGCACGGUGCUGACCCCAACCAUGCAGAUCAGUUCGGACGCACUGCUAUGCGUGUUGCGGCCAAAAACGGACACUCUCAGAUAAUUAAAUUAUUAGAAAAGUAUGGUGCAUCUAGUUUGAAUGGCUGUUCCCCAUCUCCUGUUCACACGAUGGAGCAAAAGCCUCUGCAAUCAGUGUCUUCAAAAAUGCAGUCAUUAACAAUUAAAUCAAACAGCUCCGGCAGUACCGGUGGAGGGGACAUGCAGCCUCCACUGCGUGGCUUACCAAAUGGGCCAGCGCAUGCGUUCAGUUCUCCUUCAGAAUCUCCAGAUUCCACGGUUGAUCGGCAGAAGUCGUCAUUGUCAAAUAAUUCCUUAAAGAGCUCAAAAAAUUCCUCUUUGAGAACAACUUCGUCUACAGCAACAGCUCAGACUGUGCCAAUUGACAGCUUCCACAAUUUGUCAUUUACUGAACAGAUUCAGCAGCACUCACUGCCCCGCAGUAGAAGUCGACAGUCAAUUGUGUCCCCGUCUUCCACGACACAGUCCCUGGGACAAAGCCACCAUUCGCCGAGUAGUGAAUUUGAGUGGAGUCAAGUAAAGCCCAGUUUGAAAUCAACUAAAACAAAUAAAGGGGGGAAAUCAGAAAAUUCCAGCAAAUCUGGGUCAGCUGGGAAAAAAGCUAAACAAAAUAAUUCUUCACAGCCAAAGGUUUUGGAAUAUGAAAUGACUCAGUUUGAUGCAAGAGGGCCUGCAGCCAAAUCCGGGCCCAGUGCACCCCCUAAGCAAACGCCCGCGGAACCUCAGUGCAAAAUUAUGAUACCAUCAGCUCAGCAGGAGAUUGGCCGAUCUCAGCAGCAAUUUCUCAUUCACCAACAGAGUGGGGAACAGAAGAAGAGAAAUGGAAUAAUGACCAAUCCAAAUUACCAUCUCCAGAGCAACCAGGUGUUUCUUGGGAGGGUUUCAGUCCCACGAACAAUACAAGACAGAGGGCAUCAGGAAGUGUUGGAAGGGUACCCUUCCUCAGAGACGGAAUUAAGCCUUAAACAAGCCCUGAAGCUUCAGAUCGAUGGUUCGGACCCUGGCUUCAACUACAAGAAGGAAACGCCGUUAUAACAGCUCCCUAUUCUGUGAAACAGAAGACAUUGUGAUCGGAGUGGUUCUUCAGCUCCUGGGUGAAAACAUGAACGGCCUGCUGACCGCUGGAGGGAUCGACAGUGAAGAGCGCGGUGUCCGCAGGCCGCGCAGGCGCCUCGAUGACUGUCACGUGCCUGACUAGUAAGGCCGCCUUCUCAGUGUGACCCUCUCGUGCUUCACCAGUUUCAUUUCGUGUGCUUUGUAUUCAUUACACAAGAAUGAGCACUUUCUUUUAAAUGCAGAUAUAUACUGCAGUUCCCUGAUAAAAGCUAAAAAAAACUUUUAAGUAUUUUAAGUUAAAAUUUGAUAAAUGUGCAUGUGCCAUGAUCAAAUAUAUAUGAAAAGGCAGUGUUCCUUGUAUUUAUUGUUUCUUUUUUGUGGCAAAUGAAACGUAAGCCUGCUGUUUUGGUCACCUCUGCAUUGCUGUAGUGUAUGGCUUGUUCUUGUAUCUUUAAAAAUGUCACUCAAUAAAAUAAAUCAUGCAACUAUUUAUACUUGCUACACCUUCAGCAUUGGUUAAAAUGAGUUUCUAUUUAAUGCCACAUUGAGGUGAAGAAAAUGGUUUCUUCAUAGAUUUAAAAAUCAUUUCUAGUCUUCUAGGGAGCUGCUCUAAGUAGUUCAAAUUUGGAUUUCCCAGUAGAAUCCUCCUAAUCUCUGACUGACUGUGUCAAAAAGGGGGGAAAAAAAAAGAAGACAACGACCAGGCAGAACAAAGUUCUGUCUCAUUCCCAGGGUGCAAGUUCGCGUCCCACUCGCCUGUCAUUUGUCAUUGCACCCGCAGCAGACAGACGGUGGCUCCCGAGGCCGAGGACUCCCCGAGCAGAGCCAGGCCUCAGGCGCGUGUGUGCAGGCGGGGCCCACCUGUCUCUCUCUCUCUCUCGAGGGUAGAUUUUUGAUCCCCAAAUAAUUGACUACCCUAAUCUCUUCCGUCAAGUCGGACACACUAUAACUUACCCGUGUGGGUUUUAAUGCUGGCUUCGCCCUCAGUUGCCUAUUUUGUAAAUUGCUGCAUGAGGAAAAUAAGUCCCCACUCAAAAUCAAUUGGAUCAAUUUCAGUGGUUAGUUGGAUGAACGUUCUUGAUGAGAGUAAUAUGCACUGUCCUUCACAGAUGACACCACUAACCAAUCAGUCAUAGCACAUGUGUGUUUUUUUGGUAUUUGAUAAACCCUAAGCUUUGUCCACAUACUCUUUCCUGUUUUCUUCUUUCGACGACUGCCAGGGUGGAGGGGGGAGGUCCGUGACCGAGGAAAACCAAGCAGACUGGCUCCGAGGGGCACGUGACCCACGGCCUGGGCUUCCUAAAUUAGACCCUAACCCACUGGAACCAGCGUAGGUGGGUGUGUACAUGUCUGGAAAGGUUAGAUGCAUUUAGAAGCCAAGGGCCUGACCUUUUCAUGUGCCCUGAAAAUCUUAAAAAAUCCAGAAAUCCUAUUCUUUCCAUGUACUGUUGAUAAGAAGGAGGAAUGAGGAAAGAGAAUUUGGAGAUUCAGCACAAAACCACUGCUACUAGGGGAAAAGAAUAUUUAGAAAAUGUCUUAGUUAACAGAGGUCAGUAAUGUCAUCUUAAAUGAAGGAUACACGUGUGAUGUGUUGUUCACAGAAAUAGAAACGUGUACUUGGUUGUGAUAACUGUUUCUUGGAUCUUCGUGUAAGGCUUUUAGUUUUGCUUUUGUUGUUUAAAGUCAGCAAAAAAAAAGUCAUUUUGUUUAUGCCAUCGAGUCAUAGUCAGGAGUAGGAGAUAAUGUUAUUAAGUUCGGUCACUGUUAAGGUGACAUGGCAAUAUGGAGAACUCGAAUGUGAAUGUUUCAAGUAUUGAAUUUUUGUCCCUAUGGGACAUUUAUUAAUACACUUAAUAGGACUCUUGCAAAGUAGCCUUAAAAGUGUUAAUGAUUCUUUUAAUAAAUAUGAACACAUACUGUUAUGAGAACCAAUCUUAACUCAUAUCUCAAAUACAGUACAUUUACAUUACUGUAGAAGAUGAAGCUCUAAUUUCUUACUAGGUGUAUUUUUUUUAGAGAACCCUGAAAGCUGCCAGUUUUUCUAUUAACCUUGAAUUAUUGGAAUUGUAUUUAUUUAAUUUUAUUGUUUUUUUACAAAAAAUGCACCUUGUGGCCAAAGGGCAAAGAUAUGACUCAUUACAGAAGGGAUUUAUGUUUUUCAAAAAGCUAAAUGUUUUCAUAUCCAUAUUAUAAAGACUUGAAACAGUUGGUAGGAAGAGAACCUGCUGGAAAAAUAAGAUUUUCAAAAGUAAGUAUUCCUCUGAAUGUUUUUAUAUUAUGUUUUGGAAUAGAACAAAAAAUGGCUUUUAGUUAGGCUAAGGAUGAUAGGGUGCCAAGAUGCCCUACUGCUGAUUUCUUUCUGUGGGGGAUUUAAUACCAUGAUUGAAAAUAGCUUUUAAUCCAUUAAGGAGAGUAAAGAUAGUCCCCGAAAUAUAACUCCUAAAAAGCUAUUUUAAAAAUUUUAAAAAUUAAAAUGGUUAGAUUUUGUAAAUCAUUUCAUGCCACUAUACACCUAUGAUGCCAUGUGCUUAUAAUGUUUUUGUAAAAUUCCACCUCUGUCCAUCCCUCAAAGUCACGAGCUGACAAACAGGGAGGCAAUAUAGACCACAGCGACGAAGAACACAGACCCGAGCGCAUGCAGGCCGGUCUGACCUGAGCUCCGUGAGCGCCGCAUAGCACAGCGGUGUCUGCUGGCCCUCACCCCACUCCCGCCCCGCCCCUCUGGAAUCUUCACCAAAAAUAUUCCUACUUAAAAAGCAGGAGUACAUACUUUUCUCAAUAUUGUCUGGCUAUGCAAAUGUUUGUUUUGCUUCAUGUCCUCCAUUUACAUGUCUCAGCAAGUGUAGAUGCCAACAAAUGCUUUCUUUUUACUUUUCCGUUGGUUUGGGGUAUGUAAAUAGCCUAAAAUGUACAUUGA
Messenger RNA from Pteronotus mesoamericanus, 7906 nucleotides. RefSeq names its product ankyrin repeat domain containing 50 (gene ANKRD50). Lineage: Eukaryota; Metazoa; Chordata; Mammalia; Chiroptera; Mormoopidae. The transcript has 5 exons. Gene Ontology annotation, molecular function: protein binding. The record is from RefSeq and is a predicted model, not a curated record. Bases 679 to 4968 code for a protein of 1429 amino acids.